This is a messenger RNA of Mycena indigotica, 3528 nucleotides long. RefSeq names its product DUF2013 domain-containing protein. Bases 1 to 3528 code for a protein of 1175 amino acids. Gene Ontology annotation, biological process: endocytosis; actin cortical patch assembly; actin cortical patch localization. Gene Ontology annotation, molecular function: Arp2/3 complex binding; protein binding. The transcript has 9 exons. Gene Ontology annotation, cellular component: actin cortical patch. The record is from RefSeq and is a predicted model, not a curated record. NCBI's taxonomy places the organism in Eukaryota, Fungi, Basidiomycota, Agaricomycetes, Agaricales, Mycenaceae.
AUGCUGCAGCCCACCACAACCCAAAAGGCUCAAAUCCGAGAUGUUCUCCGUUCGACCCUCCCUGCCCCGUCGUGGAUAUACCCUCUACUUGAGAAAGGCACAAGAGGACUUGGGCAAUAUCAGUUGGAGAUUGAAGAUGUCCAAAAGCACCUGCAAAUGCUCAUCUUCCGACGAGAUAUGCUAGCCAACGAUGUUGACCUCAUCCGCAGUGUGUGCGAGUCUCCCAUCCGCUACUUGCCACCGGAGAUCCUUUGCGACAUUUUUGAAGAAGCAUGCGACCAAAACUCCCUUGACCCACCACCCGGCUCGCCUUUGGAUGCUAGGGAAGAUCAACGAUUGAUUGCUUUGGAGAUGGACAGGUUGGCAAAGCGUCCUUUGCUAUCAAUUUCGCAAGUGUGUUCUACCUGGCACGAGAUUGUGAUGGGAACUCCGAGGCUAUGGGCGACGAUUGCCGCACAGAUGAGGCACUGGCCGUCGAAAUUUCAAGACUGUUUCGAGCUCGUCUCGAGGUGUCUGAAGAGGAGUCGUGAUUACCCGCUGACAAUUCGGAUGUGGUAUAAUAAAGAGCGCGACACGGACUUUGACGAGGUGUUGAGUCUGUUGUUGCAACAUGCAUCUCGCUGGCGAGACGUUCACAUCGCAGCGUUCUAUCCUCUGAAAGACAUGCUCGAGGCCGACAACAUCCGAUUCCCAAUUUUGCAAAGUCUCCAUCUGGACUCGAGCAGAUACUUCGCUGCCCUCGAUUGGUCAUCUGCUGCUCCAGCACUCAAAUCUAUAUCUUACCACGGCUCCAUCAGAUCUAUUCCCCAUCUACAAUGGUCGCACAUCCAAGUCUUCGAUUUUACCCCUGCUGUAGGGAGCCGAAGAAGGUCGUGGGAUCACGCUGGCUUUACUUGCCUUCCGUGGGCCCAGCUACCUCUCAAUUCUUCCUUAGUAGCAAGAAUCUUAGACGAAGACGUUCCCAAGAAAUAUCAGUCAGGCUCGCCGAUACAUUCGCCCAUCGAAACCCUAAUUCUCCGUUUAUCUCCAUAUGAACACCAAAACGGACGUACUCUUGGGGUCAUAUUCCAGUCUCUCAGUCUCCCCAACUUGAAGAAGCUACAACUCCUCGGUGUUGACAAGGACAUGGUAUUCAGUGAAUGGCUUACCUGGGACCAGCGUCAUUUUAUCGCAUUAGCUGAGCGAUCAGCGUUCGGGAAUAACGUCGUUUCUCUUGCGCUCGAGGUACCAAUCCGUCAUGGAGAACUAGUGGACAUGCUGUCGGUGCUAACGUCGUUGGAAGAGCUGUACUUGGCAGAUUCGCCUCAAUCUGGAGAAGAUUAUUCACAACAGCCCCACUUAAUCACCGACCAGUUGUUUCAUGCAUUAUUGCUUGCAAACGACGCCGGGCAUACCCGCAUCCCACGUCUUAACCGUCUCGAACUUUCUACAACACACUAUUUCUCCGACGACACACUCCUUGACUUUGUGCGAAGUCGUGCUCUUCCCUUUGUCAAUCCGACACGGUUGAUCUUCAAGUUAAAGCUGCGCUCUGUGCGACCGGGCAUGAGCUUACUCGAUGACUUCUGGGGCCAGAUUGAGGAUUUGAGAGCGCAACGGAUACUGGACUUCGAGUUCGAAGACUAUAGAAACCUACAGUCGAAUUUUUUACUCCUGCUCCACAUUUGCUCUUGUCACGGUGGCGUCACGCGCCAUCCUGACCCUGGCGGACCGACGAUGGUAAUCGACAACGACCUGGGCAUCGUCUACCUCGUCGAUAAUGCCCAACAAUUCUGGUCUGAGUUGGAAGACAUCCUAGCACUCCCCAAGGACGAGGUUCCAACUUUGGAGCGACUUGAUUCGACUCUUAGACGAUACUUGGCGCUCUGCUCUGCAUACCACGAGCAGUAUUUACACAGCCCGUUGCAGUUGGAGCAUGCUUGCAACCUCAUUGCGGAGUCUGAGUUAUUCGCCUUCCAUUCGGAGCGCAUGUGCGACAUAAUCGUCGACGGCAUUCGCUCGAAUACAGACCCACACGCGCAACUCAUAGCAUACCACGUUCUCCUCUCCCAUGGUCGUCGCCGGGCAGACUUCUUUCGCUCGCAAAGAAGAUGGAUAUCGCUUUUCCCGCUGCUUAUGGACCACGUUCUCAUCGAGAUCGACUCCGACCUUGAGGACGCCUAUUUUAGCAGUUCGACAUCGGCAGCAGGCAUCGUGCCUGUCCCAAUCGAAGCCAAGCUCCGUGCCUUGUCCAUUCGCCUUCUCUACGAAGUAUGUCGUCUCCAGAAGUUUUCUGUCCAGGAUCUUCGGACAUUUGACGAUGCGUUUAUUGACUAUAUGUUUGAUCUCGUGGAGCAAACACGGCAUAUGCACGACGAAGCAUUCAACUACUCGGUUAUCAACCUUAUCGUCGCGCUGAACGAGCAAUUCAUGGUAGCAUCACUGCCAAAUGAGACCGCAGAGAACAGAGGAGAACCCUCAGAACCGAGGAAUCGCGUGUUGCGUGUCCUGAUGCGAAGACUAGGAUCAAGUAAGACGUUUGGCGAGAACAUGAUAUUCAUGCUAAACCGCGCUGAACGGACAGCGGAAGAUUUAUGCAUGCAGCUCCUUAUCCUCAAACUACUCUACCUCCUUUUCACAACCAACGGCACAUGUGACUUCUUCUAUACGAAUGAUCUUUGCGUCCUGGUUGACGUUUUUCUUCGCGAACUGGUGGAUUUAGGCGACGAAAACGAAUCGUUACGCCACACUUAUCUUCGUGUCUUACACCCUCUCUUGACCAAGACACAAUUAAAGGACGUUCCCUACAAACGACCGCAAAUUAUGCUAGCGCUCGAAUCCCUCACAGGUAAUUCGGGGAUCCGAGAUGUCAACGCAACCACCAAACGACUGGUCGAACGAUGUCUAAGCGGGGACUGGUGUGUUCAGCUACGAGCAGCACGUCGGAGCACGGACCCAAUGUCAGAUGACGAGCGCAAGAGUGAAGGGUCGUCGGGAACGGGAGUGGGGCUGUCAAAUCGUUCAGAAAUGAACACACCAGCGACAGUUCAACUGGAAAGAUCGGCUUCUGGGAAGGGGAGGACGUUGAAGACCAGCAAGAGCAUGGAAUAUCUGAAAGGAAAAGUGGGAGGGAGUGCUGCUCGACGAUCAAGCAAUGCUAGCUCGUUGAAUCUCGUAGCUGGAGCUAGUCUGGGAUCCCCUACUUCGCCGUUGUCCCCAACGAGAAAGGGAAGUGCUGACACACCACGAUCUGUAUCGAAUCCUCAUUCUCGGCCUCAACAUGCGAGCACUAUUCUUGUCCCACCCGUUCCUGCCCUGCCCCGUAACCCCCCGCACCAUGCCCAAACAAUGUUGCUUCCACCGCAACAAGUUGCCGCCAGCAAAAGUGAUUCAGCUUUAGAAGCACAUCCGCAAAUACCCCAGCGGAGAGCAGCACCUCCUCCACCCGUUACGAAACGACGGAAACCGCCGGCGGUUCCAACGACAGCCAAGAUUACAACCAUCAGGACUACGAGGACUACUAGUCCGCUUACCAAAUCUGCAUUUUGA